Parasteatoda tepidariorum (common house spider) is the source of this 4289-nucleotide messenger RNA. Lineage: Eukaryota; Metazoa; Arthropoda; Arachnida; Araneae; Theridiidae. The record is from RefSeq and is a predicted model, not a curated record.
AAAGAAGGGGGGGGGGAGUAACUUAAUAACACAGUUUUACGCUUAUCACACGUCAGUCUCCUGUCAGUUAUUGCACAAGGUUACGACCAGAGUCAUUGCGCAAUGAUUCUGCAAAGAGAAUUACUAAACAAUAAUCAGAAUAAAAAAAACAUUUUUAUGCCGUACAUAAUGGAACGCUCGUUAUAUUCUGGUGUUCUUUUUAAAAUCUAACUGUGGCGGCAAAGUACUAGCAAUUUUCGCGUAAAAUGAGGAAUAAUAGUGAUUAUCAAGAUUUAGAUACAAGUGAAUUUCGGACUGAGAAAGAAACAAGACUUUUUAAAAAAGGAUACUCAAACAAAGCAUUUAAUUUCACGGAGGAGUUAGAAGAGGGCGCUGCAAACAGUAAGAAGGAGGAGCUGGAAGAUGAAUUACCACCUGUGUCUUUUCUUUCAUUAUUUAGGUAUUCCUCUGCCUGUGAUAAACUGUUGUUAUUUAUUGGCGCUACUGUAGCCAUCAUUUCUGGUUGUGCAUUGCCAGGAAUGACAAUAGUUUUGGGAAGUGUUUUCCAAGAAAUGAUUGAUUAUGAUAAGUCUAUUAAUAACAUUUCAAAUAAAAAUGUAACAAGAGAAGAUUUUUUAGAAAGUGCCACAUUGCUAUGCAUUUAUAAUGCAUCCAUUGGUGGUGUAAUGUUGAUUUGCAGUUACAUAUUUGUUUGUUCUUUUAACACAGCAGCAACUAAUCAAGCAUUUAGAAUCCGCUGCUUAUUUAUGUCCUCGAUUCUGAAACAAGACAUUGAGUGGUACGACACUCAUGAAACUGGUGAUUUUGCAAGUCGUAUAACUGGAGAUUUGACAAGAAUUCAAGAUGGCAUAGGAGAAAAAGCUGGAAUAUGCCUCAGCUUUUUGUCUAUUACCUUUCUAAGCUUGGGUGUUGGAUUGUAUUACGGAUGGAAGCUUGCUUUAGCGAUUCUUGCAAUAACUCCAGUAAAUGCGAUUGCUAUGGCUAUUGUGGCUAAGAUACAAUCAAGCGCAUCUCAAGAAGAAAUGAAAGCUUAUGGAUCAGCAGGUGCGGUAGCAGAAGAAGCAUUAUCGUCUAUCCGCACUGUCUCUGCGUUUGGAGGGGAAAUCAAAGAAAUUCAAAGGUAUGAAAAUCACUUAAUUCCUGCAAUGCAAAAAGGAAUCAAAAGGGGGCUGUGGACUGCAAUUGGAUCAAGCAUAAGUUGGUUUUCCAUAUUUGGAGGAUACGCUCUUGCCUUUUGGUAUGGUGUUCAACUAAUUAUUGAAGGUUAUGGUCAAGAAAAUCCCGAAUAUGAUGGAGGAGUUGUAAUUACUAUAUUUUUUAGUGUCAUGACAGCAUCUAUGUUCUUUGGUCAGACAGCGCCAUAUUUUGAAGCCUUUGCUCUAGCUAGAGGAGCUGCAGCUAAAAUAUUCGACAUUAUUGAAAGGAAACCGAUUAUUGAUAGCAGCUCCGAGGAUGGUCUGAAACCAGAUUACAUGAAUGGUGUUAUUAGUCUUAACAAUGUGACAUUUAGCUAUCCUGCAAGAAAAGAUGUCACAGUAUUAAAAGACAUGACUCUGGAGGUUGCUUCUGGAGAGACUGUAGCGUUAGUAGGAUGCAGUGGUUGCGGAAAGAGUACAAUUAUCCAACUCAUAUUGAGAUUUUAUGAUACUGAUUCUGGAAGUGUUCAUCUAGAUGGUAUUGAUGUUAAAGAUCUGAACGUUGGUUGGCUAAGAAAUCAUAUAGGCCUCGUUGGGCAAGAACCUGUCUUGUUUUCGACGACAAUAGCAGAAAAUAUUAAAUAUGGUAAAUUAGACGCUACGCAAGAAGAAAUUGAAAUUGCUGCCAAAAUUGCCAAUGCUCACAGCUUCAUUGAUACUUUACCAUUGAAAUACAAUACUCUGGUUGGAGAACGCGGAACUCAGCUGAGUGGUGGUCAGAAACAAAGAAUUGCUAUUGCUCGUGCCAUGAUCAAAAAUCCUAAAAUACUAUUACUGGAUGAAGCCACUUCAGCAUUGGAUACUGAGAGUGAAGCUAUAGUUCAAGCUGCUCUAGAUCAGGCUCGUAAAGGUCGUACAACUAUUAUUGUCGCUCACAGACUUUCUACCAUAAGAACUGCUGAUAAAAUUGCUGUUCUGGCUGAUGGACACAUAAAAGAAACUGGAACGCAUGAAGAAUUAAUGAAGAGAAAAGGUCUUUAUUAUCGGUUGGUUGUUACACAGAUUAAUAUAGAAGAGAAAGCUGAGGAAACGAAUGAUGAAAUAUCGCUUCUCGACGACAAAGUCAAUAACUUAAGUUUUGCAUUAGACAACAGCUUGGAAAGAUGCCUGUCUUCUGCCAACAUCACAAAACCUCAACCAUCAAGUGGUGUUGAUCGCCAAUUAUCUGUAGUCCGAACUUAUAGUCAUCAAAUAUCUGAUCACAGUGUUGAAAUGAAUAAACUGGAUGAAGAGGAAGAUGAGAAUGCGUCACCCCCUAAAUCUCGACUGCUUAAAAUUUCAGCACAUGAAUGGCCUUAUGCAUUAAUUGGAGGCAUAUCCGCACUAUUCAUGGGUUUACAUAUGCUCGCAGGCGGUAUCAUUUUAGGAUCUAUUUUAGGAGUUUUAUCAAAACCACUUGAUCAAAUUACUAAAGAAACUAACUUUUGGUGUCUCAUCUUUGUAUUGCUGGGGAUCACAGCUUUCGUGUUCUCGUUCCUUCAGGCAUUUAUGUUUUCUGUAGCUGGAGAAAAAUUAACUUCAAGACUAAGAAAAAUGGUGUUUGCCAACUUAAUUACACAAGAUAUGAGUUUUUUCGACGACUCUAAAAACAGUGUUGGUGCUCUUUGCUCUCGCCUGACAUCAGAUGCUUCACAAGUCCAAGGGGCUACCGGUGCCAGAAUGUCCACUUUAUUUCAAGCUCUUUCAACCUUUGUAUUUGGAGUAGUUCUCGCAUUGUGGUAUGAUCUGAGACUUGGUGGUGUAACAUUGGCUUUCAUGCCGUUCGUCUUUUUGGGAGCUUAUUUUGAUUCAUUAGUAAUGUCUGGUCAAAUGACAAGUGAAAAAACUGGAGCGGAAGAUGCAUCGAAGGUAGCAAUAGAAGCAAUAGAAAGCAUACGUACUGUUGCAUCUUUGCAUCAAGAAAAAAACUUUUACCUGCAGUUCUACAAUGCUUUAUUGAAACCUCUCAAAAACUCUCGGAAUAUGGCCCACUUAAGAGGAUUCAUUUAUGGUUUUGCCCAAGCGCUAAAUCCUCUUUCUUACUCUGCUGUUUUGUAUUAUGGAGCUGUACUAGUUGCUGAUAAAGAGCUGAAAUACGAUUCUUUGUUGAAUAAGUUUUAUUCUCUUCAUUUCACGCGAUUUAAGAAAACAAGCAAAAAGAUGAAAGUGGGCAACGUCGUUUCAAGAGUUGGCGAUGUGGAUUUAAAAAACAAUAAUGAUUUUCAAUGGCUUAUUUUUCAAUCUAACUACUGCUCAUUUCUUAGAAACUCUCGGAAUAUGGCCCACUUAAGAGGAUUCAUUUAUGGUUUUGCCCAAGCGCUAAAUCCUCUUUCUUACUCUGCUGUUUUGUAUUAUGGAGCUGUACUAGUUGCUGAUAAAGAGCUGAAAUACGAUUCUUUGUUGAAAGUGCUCGAAGGAGUUUUAAUGGGGAUGAUGUUUGUUGGACAAGCAAUGUCAUUUGCUCCAGAUUACAAUAGAGCUAAGCUAGCCGCUGUUAGAAUAUUUAAACUUCUUGAUGUAGAACCUAGAAUAGAUUCUCUAUCAGUACAUGGAAAAAUUCUGAAUGAAGUUAAAGGAUAUGUUGAUUUUCGAAAAGUGUACUUUAAUUAUCCAAGUCGACCUAAUACAAGAAUAUUGAGAGGACUUGAAUUGAGUAUUAAACCUGGGAAGACGGUGGCUCUUGUGGGCAGUAGUGGAUGCGGUAAAAGUACUUGUGUACAAUUAAUCGAACGUUUUUACGACCCUUUACAAGGGAAUGUGGUAUUUGACGAAGAAAACGUUUCAGAUUUGCAAGUGGCUAACCUCCGAUCUCACAUCGGCCUUGUAUCACAAGAACCUGUCUUAUUCAGUUACAGUAUAGCUGAGAACAUAGCAUACGGGGACAAUUCUAGAACAGUUGAAAUGCAAGAAAUUAUAGAAGCAGCACGUCAAGCCAAUAUACAUACCUUCAUUUCUUCAUUGCCUCAGGGAUACGACACUCCAGUUGGUGACAAAGGCACGCAAUUAAGUGGCGGCCAAAAGCAGAGAGUGGCUAUUGCUCGAGCCCUGUUAAGAAAUCCCAAAAUAUUACUUCUUGACGAAGCAACUUCUGCCCUUGAUGCAGAAAGUGAAAAG